AUGAAGUGUUCUAUUUCUGCUCUGGUGUUGAAACAGGAGCAGUUCCUAAAGGAGAAGGUUAAGGUCAACGGGAAAACUGGCAACUUGGGGAACACUGUUCACAUUGAACGCCUCAAGAACAAGAUCACGGUGACGUCCGAGAAGCAGUUUUCUAAAAGGUACCUAAAAUACCUCACGAAGAAGUAUCUCAAGAAGAACAAUCUUCGUGACUGGCUUCGUGUGGUGGCCUCUGACAAGGAGACGUACGAACUACGCUACUUCCAAAUCAGCCAGGAUGAAGAAGGAUCAGAGUCUGAGGAAUAAACGAAGCCUAGCUUGGUGCUCAAUACAGUGUACAAAAGACUAGAACAUCUAUUUAUGAGAACACUUUAACUUAUUGGCUAAUAAAGAUUUUGUACUCUGUUUGACAGAG
Molecule: messenger RNA, 412 nt
Organism: Tinamus guttatus (white-throated tinamou)
Lineage: Eukaryota; Metazoa; Chordata; Aves; Tinamiformes; Tinamidae
Source: RefSeq, a predicted model, not a curated record